AUGCAUAUUUUAUUGCAGAAUGCAGUUUAUAUGUCUUGCAUGGCUUGUGUAUCUUUCGUGUCUUGUUUUUUAGAGGGAUAUUGUUGGACAAGAACUGGGGAACGGCAAGUAGCGAGGCUGAGAGCUCAGUAUCUUAAGGCUGUUCUUCGCCAAGACGUCGAGUUUUUCGACAUGAAGGUUGAAUCAUCAACAGAAGUUGUUACUAGUGUUUCCAGUGACAGCAUUGUCAUUCAAGACUUUCUCAGUGAGAAGAUGCCAAACUUCAUUAUGAAUUGUUCAACAUUUGUUGGUGGAUAUUUGGUUGGUUUCUUCAUUAUGUGGAGAUUGGCUUUGGUUGUUUUCCCAACUGUUGUGCUUCUUAUGAUACCUGGGAUCAUCUAUGGGAGAAUUCUUAUCAGCAUUUCAAGGAAGAUCAGAGAAGAAUACAACAAAGCCGGGGCAAUUGCCGGGCAGGCGAUUUCCUCGAUUCGAACUGUAUAUUCUUUUGUCAGUGAACAGAGGACGAUAAAAGAGUUUGGUGUUGCCCUUGAAGGCUCAUUCAAGCUAGGAGUGAGACAAGGGUUGAUCAAAGGCAUUGCAACAGGAAGUAAUUGUAUAACUAUUGCAAUUUGGGCAUUAACGAUUUGGUAUGGCAGUAAAGAAGUCAUGUUUCAUGGAGCUAAAGGAGGGACUAUUUAUGCUGUAGGAGUUUCUAUAAUCACUGGUGGAUUGGCAUUUGGAUCAGCCGUUUCCAAUAUUAGAUACUUCUCAGAUGCAAUGUCAGCUGGGGAAAGAAUAAUGGAAGUGAUGAAGAGAGUGCCUAAGAUUGACUCAGAAAGUCAAGAAGGUGAAAUCUUGGAGAGUUUCGUAGGGGAGUUGGAGUUCAAAGACGUGCACUUUGCAUAUCCUUCAAGGCCGAAGAGUCUUGUGCUUAAUGACUUCAACUUGAAAAUUCCGGCAGGGAGGAUUGUAGCAUUGGUAGGAUCAAGCGGGUCAGGGAAGUCAACGGUGAUUGGAUUGCUAGAAAGGUUCUAUGACCCAGUUUUUGGCUCAAUCCAGGUUGAUGGAGUGGAUAUCAAGAAGUUGAAACUGAAAUGGUUGAGAUCUCAAAUGGGAUUAGUGAGCCAAGAGCCUGCUCUAUUUGCUACUUCUGUUAAGGAGAACAUACUGUUUGGCAAAGAGGAUGCUUCAAUGGAAGAAGUUGUGGCUGCUGCAAAAAUUGCAAAUGCUCAUGAAUUCAUUUCAAACCUUUCUAAUGGUUAUGACACUCAGGUAGGAGAAAGGGGAGUUCAAAUAUCAGGAGGACAGAAACAGAGGAUUGCUAUAGCAAGAGCAGUGAUAAAAUCUCCAAAGAUUCUUAUGCUUGAUGAGGCCACCAGUGCAUUAGACACUGAAUCAGAGAAAAUAGUUCAGGAAGCACUCGACACAGCCUCUGUUGGCCGGACUAGCAUUGUUAUUGCUCACCGAUUGUCUACUGUCAGAAAUGCAGAUAUGAUUGCUGUUGUACAAGAUGGGCAUGUCGCAGAGACGGGAAUUCAUGAGGAACUUAUGCGUGAUGAGCCUUGUCUUUAUUCAUCCCUUGUUCGGCUUCAACAAGGCAAAGGAAUAUCAGAUGAAUGCUCAUCCAUGGAUUCAUUAACAGCAGUGAUAUUAUCAGAAGAUCAAUCACCUAGCCAAAAGAUUAAAGAAGACAUGCCAAAUUCAAACCUUAAAUCUGAAGAAAAACCAAAACGAGCAUUCCCAGCACCUUCAUUUCAGAGACUAUUGCUUCUGAAUGCACCCGAGUGGAAACUAGGCACACUGGGCUGCUUCGUUGCAAUGGUAUUUGGUGCGAUACAACCUCUGUAUGCAUUCGCAAUGGGGAGCAUGAUAUCUGUCUUCUUUCUCAAGAACCAUGAUUAGAUCAAGGAGAAAACCAGGACUUAUUCUUUGAUUUUUCUUUCCUUAUCUUUCUUAUCCUUUCUCAGUAAUGUUGCACAGCAUUUUAGUUUUGGUGCAAUGGGUGAGUACCUUACUAAGAGAGUACGAGAGCAAAUACUGUCAAAAAUACUUACAUUUGAAGUUGCAUGGUUCGACAAGGAUGAGAACUCCACAGGAGCGAUUUGCUAUCGUCUAGCCAAAGAUGCUUUUGUGGUAAGAUCAUUGGUAGGAGAUAGGAUGUCACUGCUAGUUCAAACAAUAUCAGCAACUGUCAUUGCUUGCACACUUGGGCUAGUCACGGCAUGGAGAUUGGCUUUGAUCAUGAUAACUGUACAACCUUUGAUCAUCAUUUGCUUCUAUUCUCGCAAAAUGCUUCUCAUGAACAUGUCAAGCAAAGCUGUUAAAGCUCAAUUGGAAAGCAGCAAACUUGCUGCUGAGGCUGUUUCCAAUCAUCACACUGUCACUGCUUUUUCCUCUCAAGAGAAGAUUCUCCGGUUAUUUGAGCUGACACAAGAGGGUCCCGGAAAGGAAAAUCUACGACAAUCUUGGAUUGCUGGAUUUGUCCUUGCUAUUUCCUAUAGCUUUACCAAAUGCGUAUUUGCUCUCAGUUUUUGGUAUGGAGGGAGAUUGGUGUCUCAUCAUCUAUUAACUCCUAAAGCACUCUUUGAGACUUUUUUAGUUCUAGUUGGUACUGGCCAGGCUAUUGCAAAUGCCGGAAGCAUGACUAGUGAUCUGGCCAAUGGAACUGAAACAGUUAGUUCUGUGUUUGCAAUUCUUGAUCAUCAAACAUGCAUUGAAUCAGAGGAUCCCAAGGGUGAUUCCCCAAAAAAGUUAAUCGGGAGUGUUGACAUUGUUGAUGUGGAUUUUGCAUAUCCAUCACGACCAGAUGUCUUGAUCUUCAACAACUUUUCAUUAAGCAUUGAAGCCGGUAAAUCAACUGCAUUGGUGGGACGUAGUGGAUCUGGCAAGUCAACUAUCAUCGGUCUCAUUGAGAGGUUUUAUGACCCGUUGAUGGGAUCCAUAAUGAUUGAUAAUAAGGACAUAAAGACUUACCAUCUCCGAUGUUUGAGAAGGCACAUUGCAAUGGUAGGUCAAGAACCGGUUUUGUUUGCAGGCACUAUUCAAGAAAAUAUUGCUUAUGGUGUCGAUAAGACUACAGAAGCGGAAAUAGAGUCCGCCGCAAGGGCGGCUAACGCCCACGAAUUUGUUAGCGGUCUAAAAGAUGGAUAUAAAACAUGGUGCGGAGAUAAAGGGACCCAAUUAUCAGGUGGGCAAAGACAACGUAUUGCUAUUGCUCGAGCAAUAUUAAAGAACCCGAGCAUUUUGCUUUUGGAUGAGGCGACAAGUGCAUUGGAUACUCAAUCGGAGAAAGUAGUGCAAGACGCAUUGGAGAAGGUAAUGAUUGGGAGGACUUGUGUUGUGGUUGCACAUAGACUGAGUACAAUACAAAAUUGUGAUACCAUUGUUGUUCUUGAGAAGGGAAUGGUGGUCGAGAAAGGUACUCAUGCUGCUCUCCUUGAGAAGGGUCAGUCAGGCUCUUACUUUUCAUUAGUUAGCCUCCAACAGAGGAAUUUGAAUGUGUAAUCUUGCUUUUUAUUGGACAGUUAUGCUGAUUAUAGGGACCACAAUUAUUAUAAUGGUGAAUAAACAAAAGAUUGACAAAACUAUGUAUCAAGUUU
This is a messenger RNA of Dioscorea cayenensis subsp. rotundata (Guinea yam), 3578 nucleotides long. Its product is annotated as putative multidrug resistance protein. Gene Ontology annotation, molecular function: ATP binding; ABC-type transporter activity; ATP hydrolysis activity. NCBI's taxonomy places the organism in Eukaryota, Viridiplantae, Streptophyta, Magnoliopsida, Dioscoreales, Dioscoreaceae. The record is from RefSeq and is a predicted model, not a curated record. Gene Ontology annotation, cellular component: membrane. Gene Ontology annotation, biological process: transmembrane transport. The transcript is spliced from 6 exons.